GCCCCCAGAGACCAGCCCGGCCCCGCCGCCCCGGCUGCAGUGCAGGAAAGCCGCCGCGCAGUCACAGUGCAGCGCUCGGUCCCGGCCGCCCCCCAGUAGCGAUGAGGCCUCGGGCCAGGCGAUGUCUGCCGCUGCUGGCGGGCCUGGCGGUGGCCAUCGCCCUCGCAGAGGCCGCAACCUUUCUAUCCCAGCAGUAUGCCUCUCAGUUCCUGGUGAGGAAACGUCGAGCAAAUUCUUUUAUGGAAGAAAGUAAGAAGGGAAAUCUAGAAAGAGAAUGUGUUGAAGAAUUAUGCAAUAAGGAAGAAGCCAGGGAAAUCUUUGAGAAUAAUCCUGAAACUGAGUAUUUUUAUCCCAAAUAUUUAAGCUGCCUUGCCUCCUAUCGAGCAGGGAUUUUCAGGGUUACUGCAGCGACUCCAGAUUCUCCAGCUAACCUGAGGGCUUGUGUCAGUGAAAUUUCAAAUCAGUGUAGCCCUCUGCCAUGCUAUAAAGAUGGAUAUAAGGAAUGCAUAGAUGGACAAGCCAAAUAUACUUGUAUCUGUAAACCAGGAUGGCAAGGAGAGAAAUGUGAAGAAGAUAUAAACGAAUGUGAAGACUUAAAUGGAGGUUGUAGCCAAGGCUGUUCCAAUUUACCUGGAAGCUACCGUUGCUUGUGUAAAGAUGGCUACUUCAUGCAUUCAAACAAACGGGAUUGUGGAGAUAUAAAUGAAUGUGUGUUACAUCCAAACAUCUGUGGGACAGCAAUCUGUAAAAACACUCUGGGAAAAUAUGAAUGUGAAUGCGCACAAGGCUACACAUAUAAUUCAACUUCCAAGAACUGUGAAGAUAUCGAUGAAUGUGCUGAAAAUGUUUGUGCUCAGCUCUGUGUAAACUCUCCAGGAAGUUAUAAUUGCUACUGUGAUGGCAAGAAAGGGUUCAAGCUCUCUAAGGACAUGAAGAAUUGUGAGCCUGUUACUGCAUGUAUCCCACUGAAUCUUGAAAAGAAUUAUGAACUGCUUUACCUGGCAGAGCAAUUUACAGGAAUUCCUGUUCUGCACUUAAAGUUUAAAUUGCCAAAUGUCACAAGAUUCACAGCAGAAUUUGAUUUCCGAACAUAUGAUGCAGAAGGAGUUAUACUAUAUGCAGAAUCCUUUGACAGUACAUCAUGGAUCUUGCUUGCUCUUCGUGAUGGGAAGAUUGAAAUUCAGUUCAAGAAUGAAUUUGUAACAAAAGUCACCAGUGGAGGCAAAGCUAUUAAUGAUGGACUGUGGCACAUAAUAUCAGUUGAAGAACUGGAACACAGCAUCAGUGUAAAAAUAGCUAAAGAAGCCGUGAUGAGUAUUAACAGCCCAGGAACUCUUUUUAAACAAUCACAAGGUUUCUUGGAGACUAAAGUAUACAUUGCAGGAUUACCUCUCAAAGUGGGCAAUGCUCUUGUUAAGCAGAUUAACCCUCGGCUAGACGGAUGUAUUCGUGCCUGGAACCUGAUGAAUCAAGGACAUUCAGGUGUAAAAGAAGUUAUUCAAGAAAAACAAAGCAAACACUGUUUAGUAUCAGUGGGGAGGGGAUCCUUUUACCCUGGCACUGGAAUGGCAAAAUUUCAGAUAAACUAUAAAAAUCUUGACAGUGCUGAUGACUGGCUAAUAAAUGUCACUAUGACUAUUCGCCCAUCCACGGACACUGGUGUUAUGUUUGCCUUGGUUUCUAAUGAAACGGUGCCUCUUGCUGUGUCCAUAGUGGACUCUGACUCCUCUGAUUCACAGAAAGUCAUUGUGACCAUUGGAAACAUCAUUGUUGCACAUCUGGAAUCAAAGAAGUUAUGUACACCCCGGAAGGUUCUGGUUGCACUUCUGGUAACCAAACAGCGACUUGAACUGUCUGUUGAUUCACACACAGACAGCAGCACUUCAGAGCAACUGUCUGUCCUGCAUCACGCAAUGAUGGCAAAUGUUGUUACCUACUUGGGCGGCCUGCCAGAUGUUCCUCUGGGUGCUACGUUAGUUACCACUUUUUACAAUGGUUGCAUGGAGGUGAAGGUCAACGACAGACAGCUGGAUCUGGAUGAAGCCAUUUCUAAACACAAUGACAUUAGAUCUCACUCGUGCCCACUGAUUAUGCAGUAACCAUUCAGUUCUUAAUUUAAAACUUUUUUCUUUCAGAUUUAAUUUGUGUAAUUAGUCUGAAGCCUGUAUUAUUUUAUUCAACACAUGCCAGGAAAAUAAUCAACAGCAUGUUUUUUCUGUCUUAUGUAGCAUCAGGGGGAAAGAUCCCCUCUCUUUUCAGCUGUAAAUAGACAAUCAAGAUCAAAAUUCUGUGAAAUACAGUUUUUUUCAUAUCAGUGAUAGAACUAGAUUUAUCUUCUGUGAUUGUAUUACACCCACAAUAUAUUAGAUUUGGAGAGACAUUUCAGGAAUUUUUGUUUAGAACCAGUUUUACUCCUUAUUUUUCAUAUAUCAGCACAAAGUUACAAGUUGCAAAUUUUGGUAAUGUAUUUGAUUCUAAACAAAACCAGUCACAUUAAACUUUUCCACACAUAACAUACAAAGACAAAUUUGUACAGGUUUUGUAAUACGUGCUUCUGGUAAAAGAAAAAAAAAUACCCCAGCAUCGGAAGCCAAAGCUCUCUAUGAAUAUGUUUACAAGUUGUACCAAUGUUGGUAAAGCAACUUCAAAACUGAAAUGUUUUUUGUAAGUAGCUCAAUUUUAGUAAAGUAGCUCUUGCUAUAUUGUAACAGCUUUAAUUCUUCUAUCUUAGGAAUCCAGGUUUAGACUUCUAACAGUUCUGGAUCAGGUCAGGUAAUUUACUUUCAAAGUGGGUUAAAAUACACCCCAGACAAUUUUGGAAAACAAGGAAGACAGCUUGAAAGAAGGAGCUCUGGUCUUCAUCACAGGGCAUCAAACUGGAAUUUGCUAAGUAAACCUGAGAAACUGGCAAACAUCUCUUCCAUUCGUGACAAAUCUAGCACUCCUCGAUAUGGACACCCCCUAAUGGUCUCCCAUAUUCCCUUUAUUUAGGUCAGCCUUGCAUUCACAGAGCCCCAGAAGAUAUUUUUUUGUGAGCCUUGGUGCAGUUGUUUGACAUACUCAAAAGCCUACAUUUUGCUAGUAACAUCAGAAUGUAAAGCCAAAUUCUGCUCAGCUGACUUUAAUGGAAUAGGUAAUUAGAAAAGUAUUGUUUUCCCCAAGUGUGCUCAUUUCAAGCAUUUCUAAUAUUUCUUUAGCAUCCUUCAAGUGUUCUUUCCUCUUUCAACCUCAUUUUCACACAACCAGAAGCCUCCCUGUGCAGCUCACCUAGCGGUUUUGUUAACCCCAAACCAGAUACAUAGCAAGAAAAUUGCUCUAAGCAAUGAAUAUAUACUCUCAUUCAUCAACCUGAGAGACAUUUAUCUGCCAGGAUUCUUGACCUGAGUUUGCUUUCUUCACUUGAGACAUUGAAGUGGAAACGUAUGUAUAGGAGGAUGGAUUGUGACAAUAUUCAUUUUGAGGAUUGCCUUUCUCCAGAGAUGUUCCCAGUGACAUUAGAGAGCUUUCUUUCAUUUCUAAGUACUAAUGUUAGUACAUCAGUAUUGCAGAAUCUGAGCCCAUCUUUCAACAUUAUUGCUUUGUCAAAGGUAAUUGUUCACUUCCAACUCGUGUAAUGUAAUACAGGAUUUGCUCUGCCUUUCACAGCAGCCAGCCUCAGUGCAGUCUCCAAAGCUGGCCAGCACUGUUCAUACAUAGUUGCUUAUCAACAGGAAUAGGAUUUGGCUGACACCCAGGGGCUAACUGGAAGUGAACUACUACUUCACUUCUCUAGGAUGGCAUGUUAAAAAAAAAAGAAAAGCUUUGAUUUCUCCAGACUUCAUGGAGGUGAAAUAACUACAGAAAAAACAUCUCUGUGGCUCUCCUCCUAUCCCAGCACACCCAUUUUUUAAUUUAGACCUAAGUUGAAGAAUAACUUGACUGAAAUAAGUGGGUUUUGCAUGCAAAACAGAGCUGAAUUGAGACUUUUGACUAUCAAAUACACAUGUGAUGCUUUAUACUAUCUCAGCAGCGUCCACUGAAUUCUGGAAAGCCCUUGGGUCAGCCUCUAGCCUUGAACAACACAGAAAUUAUGAGAUGAGGAACACAAAGUGUCAGUAACCCUCUAAGUGCAUGUUGUCAGCCUCUGUGAACAGAAAACGUUUUUUGUUUUUGAGUGGGUUGGUUUGUUUUGGGUUUUUUUUUUUUUUUUAGGUUUAAUGAAGUGUAAUAAAUGGUGCAGAGAUGAAAACAAAAAAACCCCCUUCAUUUUCUCACACAAACAUAAUUUCUGUUUUCAUUAAGUAGUAUUUUAGGAUUUUGUAGUUACAAUGAAACCUCUUACAUUAAGAAGAACUGUAAAGUGCCUCCCUAUUGUAAGAAUUAAAUAAAGCAGCAUUUGCAAGUUUCUUUUCAUUAUAAA
Colius striatus (speckled mousebird) is the source of this 4399-nucleotide messenger RNA. RefSeq names its product protein S (gene PROS1). Gene Ontology annotation, cellular component: extracellular region. Gene Ontology annotation, molecular function: calcium ion binding. The record is from RefSeq and is a predicted model, not a curated record. Bases 102 to 2099 code for a protein of 665 amino acids. The transcript is spliced from 15 exons. Lineage: Eukaryota; Metazoa; Chordata; Aves; Coliiformes; Coliidae.